Bombyx mori (domestic silkworm) is the source of this 2789-nucleotide messenger RNA. Its product is annotated as armadillo repeat-containing protein 3. The transcript has 17 exons. The record is from RefSeq and is a predicted model, not a curated record. Lineage: Eukaryota; Metazoa; Arthropoda; Insecta; Lepidoptera; Bombycidae. Gene Ontology annotation, molecular function: protein binding. The coding region runs from base 161 to 2560 and encodes 799 amino acids.
UUAUUGGUUUAUGACAUGCGGAGUACUGUCGGUCGUUUUAAAUACUUUUAGUAAUUUAAUACGUCAAAAAUCAAAAUAAGUUUUCAACGCACAUCGAACUUCACUUGUGUAAUGCACAUAUUGUACUAAAAUACAUCAUUAUUACUUGUGAAAACUAAAAAUGGCAAAACCGUUGCAAAAGGAAAGAGAGAACAGGUCAGCGGAAAAGAAGGAUCUGACCUUCCAUCCGUACACCAUAACUCCUGAGAGUGCUCACACCUCGAUACUGCUGCUGGAGUCUACCGAACCUGAGAUACUGUGUCAGACAUUACGAGCAAUAACAAAGUUCUCUGCCCAAGACACGCAGAAUCGUUACAUCCUCUUCGACUUAGACGCAAUCCGUUACAUACUUCUGCAUAUAGAGCAUUCCGAGUUAAACAUCCGAAGGUUUGCUCUAAAGGCUUUAGCUCAACUUUGCCAGCUACCGCAAGGACCUGAGCAGGUCCUGGCUGACUCAGCCAAUCUAAGAAAGAUAGCAUUUAUGUUAGUUAAGGUGGAAGAUGUAUUCGUAUUGGAAUUUGCGUCGCUAGUCCUCUCGGAAUUGACGAGAGAACCACUCGGCUGCGAGCAACUGGUCUCAGCCAAUAUCUUGAGUACAUUGUUCUCGAGGAUGAAGAAUAGCUUAGACCCUGAUGUCCAGAAGAAUUGUCUUCAGACGCUCAGCAACCUGCUGGACGACCCUGUCUGCGCAUCCGAAGUCACGAAGAACCAACAGUUCAGUUGGCCGUCGCUGCUGGCGUUGAUGCAGAGCAAGUACUUGGCUAUCCAGCACGCGGCUCUCCGAACUGUGGAUCAGUUGAUAUGCAGAUACAAAGAUCUGGUUGUGCAGAAGACUUUCAGGGCUUCGACUGGAGUAUUGGAUCUUUGUGAUAUAUUGGAGUCCUAUGAAUUUCGGGAUGUUCACGCGCAAGUUCUUGGAGUCCUACGGGACUACGUGGAAACUGAGGAGAAUGCGUCUCAUCUGUACCAAUCUGGCUGUAUCCUCAGACUGUUGGCGUACUUGGAGAUGGCCUUGCCAGCCAUGAAGCCACACUGCCUGGCCGUUCUCACCAAGAUGUCUUUUACUUCAAAUGGGAGAGAUGCAUUGUACCAGACCGGGACUGAUAUGGUAUUCUGUCACCAACUCCUCAGCUCCAACGUUGAUUUGUUAGCGGAUGCGGCAAUGGGCGUUGCGAAUAUGACCAAACUCCUUCCGUCUGCCGUUCGCAUGUGUGAGACCAACAUUAUUGAGGCACUUUGUGCAAUAUUGAGUGACGACUCUGCGGCGUGGUUCUACGUGCGUAUGAAUGCGUUGCGCGCGCUGUCCGAGUUGUGUCGUAUCAUACCCCGGGCCGCUUCGAGUUUGGUCGAACCGAACACGUUCGCUGCACUUAGAAACAUCAAUGUCAAAUUCAAGGACAACCCGAUAGAAGCUCAGCGUUUGGCGGUACAGUGCUACAUAAAUCUCCAGAAUUAUCACGUUAGCACAAGAGCCAUGCUUAGCCCGGACUUCGUACUAGAACUUGUGAAUAUAUUGGAGCGCAUCGACAUCAGAUUGAAAAUAUUGACGUGUACGGCACUUACGGGUCUUAUGUCAGAAGAUCUUGCCAAAGACUUGUUCACGCUGAAGAAAGGUGAAGAGGUCGUGUCAAAUAACCUUCGUAUUGAACAUGUGGGCUUCCGAACAGCGCUCUGCAUUCUGAUCACGUCCAGCGUUACUGACGAAGGAGCCGAAAUAUAUUUACAACUAGGAACUUUGCACUACAUGAUUGAAAACAAAGCGGCUCGGUAUGUGGUGGGCGCGUGGGAGCCCGCCAUCGAAGCUAUAUUCCGACACCAUCCUUCAGCGAAGUUCGCUUACACCGGCACCCUGGAUAUCAAUGACUUUACUCAGGAAGGUUUCUACGUCCUCAAACGACUCACCAAACGAUUCCCGACCAUCCAAGAGGUGUUGCUGCAGAAGCCUCCGCCUCGGGAUCCUGUGCUCAUCGCCAUGUUCCUCCACCCUCAGUCGGACGGAAAUUCCUCAAUGGACAUACGGAUGCCUUAUCAGCGGUCGAGUUCCAAGCUCGCUGUUUCACCAUCAAGCGGUUUGUUUGCAUCCUUCCUACCUGAUGACGUCAAUUUGAGGUCGUAUUUGCUGAAACUACGGCUGUGGUUUGGGGAUCCAGCAAAAUCACUUCACUACAUCGAAAUAGAAGAUGCUCAUUAUGAAGUGAGGUAUCGGGAUAAAUGCGCUGAAGUGAGUUCGUCGCUGAAGCAGCGCGCUCAGUUGCUCGCGGAGUUUGUGGUCCAGCAGAUGAGCGGCCUCACCCAGGAGCGAGACUGCUCUAUGCCCAGCGUUGAGCUACACCUCGCCGAUCUGAUGGUGCUCGCUCAGGAUGUAAUCGAUAUUGCAGACAGAACUGAAGAGUCCCGUGGUGGGUGUGGGGUGGGUUCGUGUGGGGGGCCCGCUGGAGCGCGCGGUGCUGUACAAGGUGUUGUCGGAUCGCGUGGGGCUGCCGUGCGCUCUGAAGCGCGUCGCAUCGCACGCGUGGUGUGAAGUCGCCUUACCCGAAAUGGAUUCCGACAAUGAGGAGACCGAAGUGAGCUACCCUGCAGGUCUGCUGCGCUGUAACUACGUGGUGGAUUUGGUGUCGCAUCCCGGUCGGCUGUGGCCCCUGGACUCGUUGGAAGCGCAUCGGGUCCGCGGCACUAUUUGCCUCAAGCCUUGUAAUUUCCACGGACGAGAAUCUUGUUUAUGUCAGAAUUAAAUUUUGAUAAUACUGAAA